AUGGCGCAGGCGCCAAAGCAGCCUCUGAUCGCCAUCGUGGGCGCGACAGGCACGGGCAAGUCAGAUCUUGCUGUUGAGAUAGCACGCAACUUCGAUGGCGAAAUCAUUAAUGGAGAUGCGAUGCAAUUGUAUCAUGGCUUACCGGUCAUCACGAACAAGAUCACGGUUGAAGAAUCCAAAAGCGUCCCACAUCAUCUACUUGGCUGCAUCGACCUGGAGCAAGAGACCUGGACUGUCGGAAAAUUCGUGAGCAACGCUCUGGCUGUUAUCGACGAGAUUCGCAGCCGCGGCAAGCUUCCAAUCCUCGUUGGAGGCACUCACUAUUAUACACAAUCACUCUUGUUCAAGGACGCACUAUCAAAGGAGCCCGCCCUCGCCCUGAACGAGAACAGUGAACACUUCCCAAUCUUGGACGAGCCAACUAGCGUGAUCCUUGAAAAGCUAAGGGAGGUCGAUCCUGUGAUGGCGGACAGGUGGCAUCCCAACGAAAGCAGAAAGAUCCAGCGUUCUCUCGAGAUCUAUCUUAGGACUGGCAAGCCAGCUUCACAGGUCUACGACGAGCAACGCAUCAAGCGAGAGAUCGAGCAGAACGCUCUAGGUGACAGUCAGGGCGAGAGCAGCACUGGCUUGCGCUUUCCUACUCUACUGUUCUGGGUCUACGCUGGUAAGGAUGUCUUGUACCCACGUCUCGACGGGCGUGUCGACAAGAUGCUGGCUAGAGGCCUGCUGAACGAGGUAGACGAGUUGACAAAGUUUCGCAGCGAACACGAAGCGCGCACGGGGAUUGCGGUGGAUCAGAGUCGCGGUAUUUGGGUGUCCAUCGGCUACAAGGAGUUCCUCGGCUACCAGACCGCGCUUGCAGACAAUCUCCUCCUACCAGAAGAACUCGAGAAGCAGAAAAUCGCAGCUAUCGAGAAGACUCAGGCUGCAACGAGGCAAUACUCGAGCCGUCAAGCCCGGUGGAUACGAAUCAAGCUGCUGAAUGCACUGUUUGGCGCAGGCUAUAAGAGCAACAUGUUCCUUCUCGAUGGCAGCGAUCUCUCAAAAUGGGAGGAGCAAGUCACUCAACAAGCGACCGCGAUCACUAAGGACUUCCUGUCCGGUCAGACGCUUCCAGAACCCUCCUCACUUUCUGCUGCUGCUGCAGAGAAUCUGACACCAAAGCGCAACUACGAUUUGAGCCAGCAUCCAGACAAGUGGCAAAAGAAGGUCUGCGAGACAUGCGGAACUGUAUCCAUCACCGAAAAUGACUGGAAGCUGCAUGGUCAGAGUCGCGCUCACAGACGAGCCGUCGGCAUCAAAAAGAAGCAAGCAAAUGCGAAGGCGCGUCCGCCAAAGAAUCUCAGCGCAUCGCAGGCUGAGGUCGUAGAUGUUUUGGAGGCAUACUUGGAAGGACAGUCGCGCGAAGACCCCCAAGCUUAG
Didymella exigua CBS 183.55 is the source of this 1422-nucleotide messenger RNA. RefSeq names its product tRNA isopentenyltransferase. The transcript has 3 exons. Lineage: Eukaryota; Fungi; Ascomycota; Dothideomycetes; Pleosporales; Didymellaceae. Gene Ontology annotation, molecular function: ATP binding; tRNA dimethylallyltransferase activity. The record is from RefSeq and is a predicted model, not a curated record. Gene Ontology annotation, biological process: tRNA modification. Bases 1 to 1422 code for a protein of 473 amino acids. Gene Ontology annotation, cellular component: mitochondrion.